AUGUGGGUGUCGCUGCUGCUACUGGCUGCGCUGCUGCUGGUCAUCCUCAGCAAAGUUUACAAGGGGCUGUUCUCAGGCAGCUCCCCGAACCCCUUCUUGGAGGAUGUCAAACGGCCACCCGCACCUCUGGUGACCGACAAGGAGGCCAGGAAGAAGGUUCUCAAGCAAGCUUUUUCAGUCAGCCGAGUGCCAGAGAAGCUGGAUGUGGUGGUGAUUGGCAGUGGCUUUGGGGGCUUGGCGGCAGCUGCAAUCCUAGCCAAAACUGGCAAGCGAGUUCUCGUUCUGGAACAACAUACCAAGGCAGGAGGCUGUUGUCAUACCUUUGGAAAGAAUGGCCUUGAAUUUGACACGGGAAUCCAUUAUGUCGGGCGUAUGCAGGAAGGCAGCUCUGAGCGUUUUAUCUUGGACCAGAUCACUGAGGGGCAGCUAGACUGGGUUGCCUUGUCCUCUCCCUUUGACACCAUGGUACUAGAAGGGCCUGAUGGCCGAAAAGAGUUUCCCAUGUACGCGGGGAGGAAAGCCUACAUUCAGGGCCUCAAGGACAAGUUUCCCCAGGAAGAAGCUGCCAUUGACAAGUAUAUGAAGCUAGUUAAGGUGGUAACCCGUGGAGUCACUCAUGGUAUCCUGCUGAAGAUCCUCCCGCUGCCCGUGGCUCAGCUCCUCACCAAGUAUGGGCUGCUCACCCGCUUCUCUCCGUUCCUUCGUGCGUCCACCCAGAGCCUGGCUGAGGUCUUGCGGCAGCUCCCCGCCUCUCCAGAGCUCCAGGCCGUGCUCAGCUACAUCUUCCCCACUUACGGUGUGACCCCCAGCCACACCACCUUUUCCAUGCAUGCUCUGCUGGUUGACCACUUCUUAAAAGGGGCCUUUUAUCCCCGAGGGGGCUCCAGUGAGAUUGCCUUCCACACCAUCCCUGUGAUUCAGCGGGCCGGGGGCGCUGUCCUCACAAGGGCCCCUGUGCACAGCAUCCUGCUCGACUCAGCUGGGAAAGCCUGUGGUGUCACUGUGAAGAAGGGUGAGGACCUGGUGAACAUCUAUUGCCCCAUCGUGAUCUCCGAUGCGGGACUGUUCAACACCUAUGAGCGGUUGUUGCCAGAGCAGGCCCGCUGUCUGCCAGGUGUGAAGCGGCAGCUGGGGAUGGUUCGGCCCGGCCUGAGCAUGGUCUCUGUCUUCAUCUGCCUCCGAGGCACCAAGAAGGACCUGGGGCUGCCGACCACCAACUACUAUAUUUAUUUUGACAAAGACAUGGACAAAGCGAUGGAGCACUAUGUCUCUCUGCCUGGGGACAAGGCCGCCGCACACAUGCCUAUUUUCUUCAUUUCCUUCCCAUCGACCAAGGACUCAACUUGGGAGGACCGGUACCCAGACCGGUCGACAGCGAUCGUGCUAGCGCCCGCCUCAUAUGAGUGGUUCAAGGAGUGGCAGGACGAGCCCCAGGGAAAGCGGAGCAGUGCCUACGAGACCCUCAAGAGCUCCUUUGUUGAAGCCGCUAUGUUGGUCUUCCUGAAGCAGUUCCCACAUCUGGAGGAGAAGGUGGACAGUGUGACUGGAGGGUCCCCGCUGAGCAAUCAGUUCUACCUGGCGGCUCCCCAGGGGGCCUGCUAUGGGGCUGACCAUGACCUGGGCCGCCUGCAUCCUGGUGUGAUGGCCUCCAUGAGGGCCCAGAGCCCCAUCCCGAACCUUUACUUGACAGGCCAAGAUAUUGUUACCUGUGGGUUGGUUGGAGCCCUGCAAGGGGCCUUGCUGUGCAGCAGUGCCAUCCUGAAGCGGAACGUGUACUCAGACCUUCAGAAGCUCGGCUUGUGGAUCCAGGCACAGAAGAAAAAGAAUUAG
Rangifer tarandus platyrhynchus (Svalbard reindeer) is the source of this 1830-nucleotide messenger RNA. NCBI's taxonomy places the organism in Eukaryota, Metazoa, Chordata, Mammalia, Artiodactyla, Cervidae. The record is from the annotation of a GenBank genome assembly.